Messenger RNA from Malus domestica (apple), 1815 nucleotides. Its product is annotated as G-type lectin S-receptor-like serine/threonine-protein kinase SD2-5. Lineage: Eukaryota; Viridiplantae; Streptophyta; Magnoliopsida; Rosales; Rosaceae. The record is from RefSeq and is a predicted model, not a curated record.
UCCAGCGUGCGAAUGAGCAACCCCACUACAUCCCCCGCAUUUGUAUACAUUUAACGCAGCUAAAAAACAAAGCAAAAUGAAAGCACAAACCCUUUUUGCAAAAGCUCCACAAUUCGUGCCUACCUUCCCCCCACUCUGUCUCUCAUCAAAUUCCUGCCAUAAAAAGGCCUUCAUGCUUGAAACUUGAGCCUGCGAUUCACUCAUGCAGCUAUACUUCUUCAUCUCCCUCACCAUUUGCUUCACUUACGGCUACUCGAAAACCGAUGCUCCUCUCGGAUACCAAUUCAGGUUGCCAGUGCCUUUUGAGAACAGUGUGGGAUCCAGCGCUUUUUUGAUUGAGAACAAUGAAACCAAACCAAGUUUUAAAGUUGGAAUGAGUGUGGAACCUGUGAGUGCGAAGUACUCAUGCUCCUUGCAAGUCUUUCUUGGAGAUGUCAAGGUGUGGUGUUCUGGCCAUUACUCAAAGUUUUAUACUUCAAAAAUAUGUGUUCUUGAGCUCUCCCGUGACGGAGAUUUGAGAUUGAAGGGCCCAAAAGGUAGAGUGGGAUGGAGAAGUGGGACUUCUGGACAAGGUGUGCAGAAAUUACAGAUAUUGAGGACAGGCAAUCUAGUUCUAGUUGAUGCACUAGGCAGAAUAAAGUGGCAGAGUUUUAAUUUUCCAACUGAUGUAAUGCUUUGGGGACAGAGACUAAGCGUGGCUUCUAGGUUGACUUCAUUCCCAAGCAACUCCACUUCAUACUAUUCUCUCGAAAUUGAACCCAGCAGGAUUGCUCUCUACUUGAAUUCUGGUAAGUGGAACUAUUCCUAUUGGGAAUUCAAGCCCACCGAGAACAGAAACAUUGCUUAUAUUCAAUUGGGUCCAAAGGGGUUAGAGUUAUUCAGUUAUAAUCAAAAGAAAAUUGCACAGAUUCAUCCAUCUGAUGAAAAUUUUCAGUUUCAGCCUAUGAGGUUUUUAGCAUUGGGGAACCAAACAGGAAAUUUGAGGCUCUAUUUUUACUCACCUGGUAUGUCGAAAUUUGAUGCUUCUUUUCAAGCGCUCAACGCCACAUGUGAUCUUCCAUUGGCGUGUAAGCCCUACGGAGUUUGUACAUUGUCCGGAGCUUGUUCAUGCAUUCCACUCUUGCCCACCGAAAAUGAGACGGGUACUGGUACUAGUACUACUGCUUCUGACUGCAGACGAGGAAUUUCAUCAGGAGGGUUUUGCAAAAAAGGGAAGAAAACGAAGGUGGAGAUGCGUGAAUUGAAGGGUGUUACUAGUGUUUUGAGAGGAGGUGCUAAGAUUGUUAAUGUGAGCAGAGAAGAAUGUGGUAAUUUGUGCUUCGAGGACUGUAAUUGUACAGCAGCAUUGUAUUCUUCUGCAAAAGAGUGCUUUAUAUAUGGAAUGGUAAUUGGUGUUAAACAGGUUGAGAAUAAGGGAAGUGGAUUAUUGAGUUAUAUGGUGAAGGUUCCAAAGGGAGGUCAUGGGGGUCAUGGGAAGUCAAAUUUGAAGAAAUGGGUUUUGAUCUUGGUAGGAGUGGUUGAUGGGUUGAUUAUUCUUCUUGUUUUUGGAGGGCUUGGAUAUUACUUGGUAAGGAAGAGAAGAAGACACUCAUUUGCCUAAUGGCCAUAGCAACUGACUGCAUUGUUUUUUUGGCUUCGAUUUCGAUUUAUAAAGGAAAAGGAAACAGAAUUUUGGUUGUUUUUGACACGUUCAUAAGAGAAGAAGCAAUGUGAUUAAGUUCAAAGAGUACAUUUACAAAGCAACACCUGAAUCGAAUCCAAUUGUUUGUUUGUUUGUUUUUUCAGUUUUUGGGUUAGGCAAUUUUUUAAAUAUUA